Cucurbita maxima (winter squash) is the source of this 1549-nucleotide messenger RNA. RefSeq lists its product as uncharacterized. The transcript is spliced from 7 exons. Lineage: Eukaryota; Viridiplantae; Streptophyta; Magnoliopsida; Cucurbitales; Cucurbitaceae. Bases 184 to 1206 code for a protein of 340 amino acids. Gene Ontology annotation, cellular component: Golgi apparatus. Gene Ontology annotation, molecular function: antiporter activity; UDP-xylose transmembrane transporter activity. The record is from RefSeq and is a predicted model, not a curated record.
UGUUUGUUUUGAUUGUUGGGUAAAUUUCCCCAAUCAUCUUUAAACAGACUCUCUUUCUUCCCCAAUGAUUUUCUCUCAACAUUUAUCCCCAUCUUCCAUUUCCAUAGAUUAUCAUAGCCAUUGUUGCUGCUCCAUUUCUUCCUUCCCUUUGUGAUUUCAAUAUAGAUUUCUAUUUGGAGAGAAAUGGGGCUUCUUGAUUCCUUGUUGGAUAGAGAUUCAAGAAAGUUUAUCAAACGAAAAGACAGCGAUGCAGGAGAAGCUGAACCUCUCAUAUUCUAUAAAUCCGCAGGCCGAGCGCUCGAAGAAAUUAGAGGUUCGCUCUAUAACGAACUACGAACUUCAGACGGAGCGAAACGCCAACAGCAACGAUACUGCGGUCCGGUCGUGGCGAUGACAUUCAAUUUCAUGGUUGCUGUUGGAAUCAUUAUGGCAAACAAAUUAGUUAUGGGAAGAGUUGGAUUUAACUUCCCAAUAUUCCUUACAUUAAUCCAUUAUACCGUUGCCUGGUUUCUACUAGCAAUUUUCAAGGCACUUUCUUUGCUUCCUGUUUCUCCUCCUAGCAAAACCACUCCCUUCUCUUCCAUUUUCUCCUUAGGUGUUGUCAUGGCUUUUGCUUCAGGUCUUGCCAAUACUAGUCUCAAGCACAACAGUGUUGGAUUCUAUCAGAUGGCUAAGAUUGCAGUAACUCCCACCAUUGUUUUCUCAGAGUUCAUACUUUUCAAGAAGACCAUUUCAUUUAAAAAGGUUUUGGCUUUGUCUGUUGUCUCUGUUGGCGUGGCAAUCGCGACGGUAACGGAUUUAGAGUUCAACCUGUUCGGCGCUUUGGUUGCGAUUUCUUGGAUAAUCCCAAGUGCUAUAAACAAGAUUUUGUGGUCGAAUCUGCAGCAGCAAGCGAGUUGGACGGCGUUAGCGUUGAUGUGGAAAACUACUCCAAUUACAAUAUUUUUCUUACUUGCUCUCAUGCCUUGGCUGGAUCCACCAGGAGUUCUGUCUUUUAGAUGGGAUCUCAGUAGUUCAACUGCUAUUUUGAUAUCAGCUCUGCUUGGUUUUCUCUUGCAAUGGUCUGGAGCUUUGGCACUAGGCAGUGUUGUUCAAAUUUGUGCAGUGCAACCUCUGCAACAUCUCAUGUUGUUCUGGGACAGUUCAAGACUUGUGUGCUUCUGCUGGGAAGUUAUUUUGUUUUCAGGUCGGAUCCCGGGUUCGUGAGCAUUUGUGGGGCGAUCACAGCUCUCGGUGGAAUGUCUGCUUACACAUCCCUUAAUCUGCAGCAACAACACGACAACAAGCAACUUCCGAAGCAUAACUUGCCGAUGCCAAUGCCGAUGCCCGAAAACAGCAGCGUUGUAGAAGAUGCUGCAAAGUUGGAUGUACAAAGUUCUGAUGUUGCUGUGUAGAGAUUGAAUGAAUGACUUGAGCUAGCUUGAGUUCUACAAGUUUUUGAAGUUUUUUUUGGGUUAGUUUGAUGGUAGAUUCAUCUUUGUUCUCAAAUCAAUCAACCAAGAGUCAUGCAAAUAUCUUUCUUGUAAUACUCAAUACAAUUUUAUAGAGA